GCCGCGACGCGCGCGCGCCUCUGUUCUCCGCGACCGCCCGCCGGGCCCGCGUCAUGCCCGCAGUGAAAGUCUUCAACAUAUUCGGUGGGCAGAAGCCACAACCGCCCCCCAACCCCGCCAACGCGCCCGUGCAAAAAUUCUACAGGACCUUUUCAGUCGGUCCCGAAACGCCACCCGAACACAAGACCAAAGUGACCGCGAUCGCCGCCUGUUUAGAAAAGAAAAUCAGUGACGAUAACGUGCCUAAGUUGAAAAAUUGUGUAUCUGUGAACGGAAAAACGGACGCUAACGCGCGACAACACGUGUACGAGAAUGUAAACAUUGCGAAUGUGGAGCGCGACGCACUGCUCGACGAGACCAAAGGAUAUUCAUCGAUCUACGAAAAUAUUGUUAUAGUGAAGCCGGCCAACACUAGUGAAGUUUCCGCUGAAUCUAAACUUAACAAAGCGUUGCAGUCUUUCGAUAAAAUAUUAUCGGAAUUUAAUUCCAGUACAUCGCUGACUCCAGAUGUAAACGCGUCUAAAAACAGUUUCAUUGUGCCAAAAUUGCAAAAAUCAAAAACUUGCAGCAUUAUUGAAUCGCGCUGCAUUUUGAAAAAAGCAAAUUCGGACUCGCAAAGUGAUAGUAAGACGCGAAGCAAAGUAGCACGUAAUAACUCUAUAGACAAAACAACCAGUUUGUGGAAUCUCGACGACAUGAAAGGAAAGGAACUUACAUCCCCGCUAAUGCCUUUGGCACCUUCGGCUGGUGAAAAUAUGAAUUCAGAUAAGUAUGCCACAUAUAAAAUCUCGUCUAAAAACCCGUCGCGGCUGAACUGCAUUAAGAACGAAGAUUUAAAAAAACUGGAUGUUAAAACGAGAAUAUUAAAAAAGACUUUAUCUAAUCCACCGUCAACGCCCGUUCCGGUUAUAUCCAAAACGAAACCGGUGACGAAAAAACUCGAGAAAAGAGUGAGCGAUCCAAAGAAAACAAAAUCUAAAACAUGUACAGAUAAUGGAUCAUCAAAUACAAAGACAUCUUUAGAAAGUAAAGAGGCGCCCAAAUCACAAAUGCAGAAAGCAAAGAGUGUGUGGGAAAUUGGGAAUGAGGUAAUGAUGUCUCCUAGCUUGGAACGUACGAGGUCCACCACUUCUAUCGCGGGCUCUCCUAGCAAGAUCCCGGUGAUUAGGAGUCACAUGUCGCACAACAAAUUCAGCAGCACCAGAGCUUUAUUUUCUCCCACUCCUGUUGAUCUAAACAAUGUAGACCAGGCUAGAGAGUGUGCUCAGAAAAAGAAACAAACUGCUCUCAAAAAACCUGCUGAAAAGUCCGAGCCAGGCAAACAAAUAAGACAAAAAUCUCAACUCAGUUUAAGGUCAGAAAUAAAGCGCCAAUUGGAAAAAGUUAAGAAAGAGCUGGGUGAUAACAAAAAAAUCCCUUCGCCGAAAGCGCCUAUGAAAGAUUACACGGAAGAACUAAACGCAGUUCGCGCAAAAAUACAGCAGAGAAAAAUAAACAAAAGAGAUAUAGUCAUAGCAGCGUCGGAAACCAAAAGAAAUGGAAACGACACAGAUGAGGUCAAUGCGGUACUGACACCUGUCAAGUCAAUCGUAAAAAAAUUAGAACUCAAAACUGCUAUGGAAUCUAAAGCGGAUAGCGCGCAGUUCGUAAGUUGUAAAAUCAUCCCAGCCGUACACAAGGAACUGUGCGUUGCGAAUACAACUUUCCAUAACCACUUGAGCACACUCGUCGGCCGGCAAAUAAAAUAUGUGGAAUCAAGGAACGAUUCGAAAAUAUGCUCCCAAGACAAAAAGCUCGAGUUGCAUAAACAUGCUGAUGAAAAGAUAUCAGAUACGCACUCAGACUGCAGCGACGACUCCGGGCACGUCUCGAACGACGCGGCCAACGACAACGACCCGGCGUUCGACAACGUGCGCGAUCUGAGCCCCGUGCAUAGCUCUAUCGACGAAGUGGAUUGCAAGAUUUUCGACGGCCCCAAAGAGUUUGGGAUAGAUUUAUCUGAGAAUGCGAAGACUGUGUGUCCCGUGCGGCCCGCCAGGCGCAACGGGCGAGCCAACGAGGUCGCUAGCGGUACCCGCGCCACCGACGCUCCGAAAGUGGACGAACAGAUUAUGUUCCGCGGCGGCGUCGUGGGCGGGUUGGACGCGCGUCGCGACGCAGCGCUCGCGCGCGUGCUCGUUCGCUUACAAGCGCGCGCUCGCGGGCUGCUCGCGCGCAGGCGAGCGCAGCGCUUGCGCACGCAGCACACAGCCGCUCGCUGCGUGCAGCGGAACGUGCGAGCGUUCCUCGCCGUUCGCGACUGGCCGUGGUGGCGGCUGCUCGUUCGCGUUACGCCGCUGCUCGCCGUGCAUCGGACCGAGCAUAGGCUUAAGCAAGCUCAGGAGGAAUUGGAGACGUUGCGUGCCAAAUUGGACAAAGUGGAAAACGAGCGAACACAUUACAAGAAUGAGACGGAAAAACUCGAAACAAAGCUCUCUGAGGUGGGGGGUGAGUUGGCUGAGGAGCGAGCGGCGGCUGCGCUUGCGACCGAGCGCGCCGACGCAGAAGCGGCCGAGAGACUGCGCGUCGAGAGGGACAACCGGGACCUCAUCACCAACAACCAGAGGCUGCAGCAGGUACUUAGAGUCCUAGAGCCAGCGGUGGCGGCGCUCGCGACGGAGCGCGCCGACGCAGAGGCGGCCGAGAGUCUGCGCGUCGAGAGGGACAACCGGGACCUCAUCACCAACAACCAGAGGCUGCAGCAGGCAUCCGAGCGGUUGGAGCUGGAACUCCUGCACUGGCGCUCGGCAGAGAGCGGCGGUGCCGAGCCGUCUGACUCCGAGGGCUCCGAGGCCGACGCUAGCGCCAGCGGGGAGAAGUACAAACGAAGAUACGAGAGCGCCCACAGAGAGGUGCAGUUGUUGCGCGCGCAGUUGCGUCGCCAGCACGAGGAUGACUUGGAGCAGCUGGUCUCCGUCAAGAAGCAGCUCGAGAAGAAGGUACAAGAUGCGUACGAGGAGGUGGAGGAACAGAGGGCCGUGGCCGCUCAAUGGAAGCGCAAGUUACAGAAGCUUACCAACGACAUGGCCGACCUGAGGUCUCUCCUCGAUGAGCAGACGUGCCGAAACAACCUCCUCGAGAAGCGGCAGCGCAAAUUCGACGCAGAAUUGCACGGCGCGCAGGAAGAGCUGAAACGCGAGCGCGCGGCCAAGGAGCGCUUGUCCCGCGAGCGCGACCAAGCGCACGCUGACAAAUACGCGCUGGAACAGAGCCUCUCUGAAGCUCGGCUCGAACUCGAGCUAAAGGAAGAGCGGCUGGCGGCGGCUGCUCGUGAAUUAGAGGAGCGUGGAGGCGGCGGGGACGAGGUGGCUGCGCUGCGGCGCGCGCGCACCGACCUCGAGCGCCGCGUGCGCGACCAGGAGGAGGAGCUGGACGACCUCGCCGGCCAGAUACAGCUGCUGGAAAGCUCCAAGCUUCGCCUGGAGAUGCUGUUAGAACAGCAGCGCAAGGAGGCGCGUCUGGAGGCAGCGGCGCGCGAUGAUGAAAUGGAAGAAACGCGCGCCAACGCCGCCAAGAAGCUCAAGAUGCUGGAAAGUCAACUAGAAAGCGAGCAUUCGGAGCGAAGCUUACUACUCCGCGAGCGCCACGAGCUGGAGCGAAGACUUGCUGCUCUAGAAGAAGCUGCCCGCGCCGACAGUCAUGAACAAGCUGCGCUGGUGCAGCGGCUUAAGAGGGACCUGAAGAGAUACCGCGCACUCCUGCGUGAUGCGCAGACAAUGCUAGAACAGAAAGAAAAAGAAGGAGGUGCCAAGGCGCAGAUUAGACAGUUGAAGAACCAGGUGGAAGACCUAGAGCUAGCGGUGCGUGCGGCGACAAAGGCGAAGCAGACGGCCGAAGCAGAAGCGUCGGAAGCGACCGCAGCGCUGGAGGAAGCGACGCGAGCGAAGAACGACGCGGCAGAGCGAGCGCUCACCGCCACACGAGACGCGGCCGCGGCCAGGGCACAGUUGGAUGACGCCGAGGAAGAAGCUGCGGAGCUGCUCAAGAAAUACCGGUCAAGCGCGAACGCUUUAUGCGCUGCCCAAGCGGAGGCCCGUGAGGCCAGCGCGCGAGCAGAGGCCGCUUCAGAGGAGGCCCGUCAGGCCAAGGAGCGCCUCAACGAGUUGACGGCGCGUCUCACCGCUGCCGAAGCGGGCCACACGCUUGGACAGCACGAGGCCGAGCGCCGGCUGGAGAUGAGAAACAAGGAGCUGGAGUCAAGCCUAGAGCUAGAAGCGACAGCGCGCGCGCGCCUGGAGGGGCAGCUGGCGCGCCUGCGCGACGCGCACGAGCAACUCGCGGCCGAGCUGGGCGCGGCGCGCGCGCGCGACCACCACGCCGCCGACGAGCUGCGCAAGCUCACCCGCCAGCUCAGGUACGAAGCUAUGCAGCUGGCGGCCGAGCUGGGCGCGGCGCGCGCGCGCGACCACCACGCCGCCGACGAGCUGCGCAAGCUCACCCGCCAGCUCAGAGAGCUAAAAGAAGAGAACUCGGCCCUCAACGCCAAGCUAAGCGAGGCGGCCCGCGCUAAGGCAGCGGCCGAGGGUGCGGCGGCGGCGGCGGCGGCGGACGCGGCGGCGGCGCGGGACGAGGCGCGCCUCGCUGCCCGGCGCGCCACGGCCUUACAAGAAGCCAUCGCUGGAGACCUGUCCAGCCCUGGCGAUUCUAGGGACACGGAUAGCGACAACGACAGCUACAGCUCCGACGAGUCGAUCGGCACGUUCCUGGCCAACCACAAGCUCAGUCCCUCGGCGCCCUCGCGCAACAGUCUCCACCUUGACUCGCAGAAAUCUCAGAGCCCCGAAGGCCGCGGCUCGCGCGCCAGCGUCAGCUCCGGCUCGAAGCCGAUAAGCCCGAGCAAGGAGUCGUUCGCAUAACAGCCGCCCGCCGCCGCCGGCGCCGAGCCCGGCCCUGGCCCCGGCCUGCUCGCCGGCGCGCUGCCGCUGCUAUGCGCCGUGCUGUGCGCGCGCCCUCGCCCGCACGAACCGCGCCAAAUCCAAGACUGAAUUUUAAAAAACAAAACGUCAGCUGUCACACCGACAGCGCUCUUGGCGGGAAAAACUAGUGACGUGCGAACUACCGCGAGUGAUGUCGAUACGAGUGUUUUGUUUAACCCCACGCGAAGUGUUUUGAUCGCUACGACUGUACACCGAUUAACUUUAACUUUAUUAGACACUCUUUUCAAUAACCAUGUAUACCGAUGGCUCCUAUAUUAGACUGCUCAAUAUACACGUUUAGAAAAUAGAGGCUACGCAAAAUUUUACAUGUUUUUAUACAGCUUUUAUCGACGUUUCGUACGUUUGCUACAAGUUUGAUAUAGACGUUUUAUAGGUAUGGCGCUAGUGUCGGCCAAUAAUAAUGUGAAAAAUGUAUGCAUUCCAAAAUAUUCUCCAUGAUCGUGAACUUUUGGCUCUGCACGUGUUGCGUCCGCGCCGCGACGCAGGCUCGUCCCUACGACACGGGUCACUGGCACCAUUCAUACUAGGCUUCGACGAUAAUUUAUUUAGUUUAGAAAUGUUAGAGAAUUCAUGUCAUGUGUAUGCACUUAAUGUCGCGCUGCGUUCAGUCAGUAUUUAGACGGCCUAGUGGCGGGUAACUUACAAAAUAAUGUUAGGCCCUUUGUUAUUUAGUUAGCUAACUUUUGUAAAUAACUAGAUGGCAUAUACAUUUUAUUAUUUAAUUGUAAUAUUUGUGUGAUCAGACUGUUAUUCUAUGAUUUAUUUGUUACAAGUGAGUUGUUGCUUUAUAGUAGACAUUCAAUACAUAUCUGUUAGGUAAUAGAUUUUUUUAAUUAUUGUCAAAUAUCAUUCGUUAUCGGUUUGUUUUGCCGUAACUAUGAAGUAAUUAGCGAAUCUGUAUUCUCUAUAAAAUAUAUUCCUUGUAAUUAUUCUAACUUGAUUAUCCUUAAAAUCAUAAUAUUUAUUCCUAUAUAAUAAUAUUAUCUGUGUCUGUAACCGCGUAUAAAAUUGACUAUCUUAUUAUGUGUACUGUACGAUAAUGUGAUGAAACGUUACUGAAUUCACUACUGGUUGUAAAAUGAAAUAUUUAAUAAAGUAACAGAAAUA
This is a messenger RNA of Ostrinia nubilalis (European corn borer), 6083 nucleotides long. RefSeq names its product unconventional myosin-XVIIIa-like. Gene Ontology annotation, molecular function: actin filament binding. Lineage: Eukaryota; Metazoa; Arthropoda; Insecta; Lepidoptera; Crambidae. The coding region runs from base 54 to 4895 and encodes 1613 amino acids. Gene Ontology annotation, biological process: actomyosin structure organization. Gene Ontology annotation, cellular component: cytoplasm; myosin filament; myosin II complex. The record is from RefSeq and is a predicted model, not a curated record. The transcript is spliced from 20 exons.